Messenger RNA from Psylliodes chrysocephalus, 429 nucleotides. Lineage: Eukaryota; Metazoa; Arthropoda; Insecta; Coleoptera; Chrysomelidae. The record is from the annotation of a GenBank genome assembly.
AUGGCGAUAAAAAACGUGUCGUCGUCAGAAGAUGGAAGAUCCUCGGAAGGGGACGCUAAUAAUGAAUACGAGAAGGAAAACGGUGAACCAACUGAUCCCUUGGGAAUUGAAUUUGUAGAAGUUCCUUCUCUCAGUGGGGAAAUACUUGAAGUAUUAGGGCCCAAGCAGGCAACUGUCAGUGAUGUGUCUGAAGACAUUCAUAAAGAUUUAGUGAGCAGGUGGGAACAAAUAAUAAAAAAGGGACUAAAUAGUGAUGAUAGAGAGGAAUUACUAAAAAAGUACCCAUAUCCCCAAAAUUUCGUAAGCCUCUACUCCCCAAAAAUUAUUCCAGAAAUAAAUGCGGCUAUAGAUGCUACAACAAAGAAAAGAAAUGAAAACAUUACAAUCAAACCAAAAAAUAAUGGUAGCAGCAAUAUCAGCACUAGGUAA